This is a messenger RNA of Naegleria gruberi, 2237 nucleotides long. Its product is annotated as nuclear pore complex p62. Gene Ontology annotation, molecular function: structural constituent of nuclear pore; phospholipid binding. Gene Ontology annotation, cellular component: nuclear pore central transport channel; nuclear pore. The record is from RefSeq and is a predicted model, not a curated record. Gene Ontology annotation, biological process: RNA export from nucleus; protein import into nucleus. Lineage: Eukaryota; Heterolobosea; Eutetramitea; Acrasida; Naegleriidae. The transcript has a single exon. The coding region runs from base 3 to 2213 and encodes 736 amino acids.
AAAUGUUUGGAAGUUCUGGUUUUAAUGCCGGUGGUGGCAAUCCUCAAGGAAAUGCUCCUGGAGCCUUUUCAUUUGGUAAUAAUAACUCUGCUCCAACACAACCAGCUACUGGUGGUGGUGGUGGAUUUUCUUUUGGAUCAUCUACAACUGGAGGUACACAACCAUCAACAACUGGAGGAUUCGGACAACCUUCUGCACAACCACCAACUUCUGGAGGAUUUGCUUUUGGAUCAUCUACAACUGGAGGUACACAACCAUCUACAACUGGAGGAUUUGGUUUUGGUUCAACACCUUCUACCCAACCAACAACUGGAGGAACAACUGCUGGAGGAACCACAGGUGGAUUUGCUUUUGGAAAUAAGCCAGCUACCACUGCAACUACAACACAACCAACCACUGGAGGAAUGACUUUCGGUCAACCUUCUACACAACCAACAAGUACUGGAGGAACCACAGGAGGAUUUGCUUUUGGUACUCAGCCAACAACUGGAACAACUACACAACCAACAACUGGAACCACUGGUGGAUUUAACUUUGGCUCUACUACACAACCUUCCACACAACCUACUAUCAGCACAACAACCACUACACAACCAUCUAGUGGAGGAUUCAAUUUUGGUUCCACAACUACUCAACCAACAACCACACAACCAACUACAGGAACAGCUACUGGGGGAACUACAGGUGGAUUUAACUUUGGAAAUACUACAACUGGAACAACUACACAACCUACUACAGGUACAACUACUGGAUUCAAAAUCGGAACUACUUCAACAACUCAACCAACUACUGGAACCACUGGAGGAACCACUGGUGGAUUUAACUUUGGAAAUACUACAACCCAACCAUCAACUGGUACUACAACUACUAGCUCAACAACUCAACCAACUACUGGUACCACGGGAGGAUCUGGUGGAUUUAACUUUGGUUCUACCACAACUACUCCAUCAACAGUAGCCCAACCAACUACUACAGGUACAACUGGAGGAACCACAGGAGGAUUUAACUUUGGAAAUCAACCAAAACCUGUCACAACACAACCAUCAACAACUGGUACUACAACACAACCAACCACUACUACUACUGGUACAACAGGAGGAGGUGGAGGAUUCAAUUUCGGUUCUACUGCUACUACCACUACCCCAUCAACCACCAACGCUCCAACUAGUACAGGAACAACAGGAGGUGCUGGAGGAUUCAACUUUGGAAAUAAGCCAACAACAACUCCAACUACUACAACCACUACAGGUACAACAGGAACUACCAAUGCAGGCUUCUCAUUUGAUAAUAAGAGACCAUCCGAUGAGGGAGGUCCAAAUAAGAAGAGAUCAGCUGGUUCUGACAUUUCCACAUCAGGAAAUACUACAACUACAGGCACUACUGGAGGUGGAUUCACAUUAAACACUGGAUCAACAACAACUCCAUCCUCUACUCAACCAACAACAGGUACCACAGGAGCUGGAGGUUUCAACUUUACAGCUGGAUCUGAUACAAGCAAAAAGCCAACAUUACCAUCUUUGGAUACAACAAAUUCUACUACCACUGCUACUACCGGAGCUACUACAACAGCUCAACCAACCACAGCUACCACAACUCAACCAAAACCUAUUACUACCACAACUCCUCAAAUAGAUACAUCACAAACUCUUUUAGGAAAUAGUACUGUCGAAGAAAUAAUUAACAAAUGGAAUACAGAUCUUUCCACUGAUAUCAAAGAUUUCCACAAAGCAGCUAACCUUGUUUCAAAGUGGGAUAAGGAUAUUAUGGAAAAUGAAUCUAAGCUUAUUGGACUUAACGAUCAAGUUAAUAGAAUUACAGCAGAACAAAGUGAAUUGAAAGGACAAUUAGACAUGAUAGACUCUCAACAAAAUAAUUUGGAAAAUAUCAUCAAGGGAUUAGAAGAUUACAUUGAAAAGAAUCAAUCAAUAUAUGAUUCUAGUAAGAGGUCACAAUCAGACAGGGAGAGAGAAGAAACAUACAAGACUGCCGAAUCUAUUAAUUGCCAACUCGAUGCCAUGCAACAAACUUUAGAUGAAAUGGUCAUGCAACUUAACAAGACCUUUGAACAAUCUGUGGAUCCACAUUCUGACUUUACUCGUAUUGUGCAAGUAAUGAAUAAUCACUUGGCAUGCUUACAAUGGAUUGAACAACAAGCAUCUGGUCUUGACUCUGACAUUCAAACAAGUUCGAAUACUUUGAAACGACUUCAAUAAACAUAUUAUACGACAAUAUCAUAA